Messenger RNA from Leptopilina heterotoma, 1080 nucleotides. Its product is annotated as BMP and activin membrane-bound inhibitor homolog. The transcript has 4 exons. NCBI's taxonomy places the organism in Eukaryota, Metazoa, Arthropoda, Insecta, Hymenoptera, Figitidae. Bases 1 to 807 code for a protein of 268 amino acids. The record is from RefSeq and is a predicted model, not a curated record.
AUGUCGUGUGUACCUCGGACGCACGCAUUUCUCGUCCUCGCUUGUUUACAGUACUCGGCUUCGCCUCGUACUGCAAAAUCAGGCUCGGACAAGAAACUUGCGCUUUGCGUCCUCGUUGCACAAUGUACUGCAGUACAACACGUGCAAAUAAUUAUCAAAUUAAAAAGCAAACUCAUAAAUUUUUAUUUUUAUAAUGAGAAUUUCUUUUUCUUUGUUUCAGGUAAGUUGAAAGAUUCUCUCGUGAUUAGAGGGAAAAAAUUAGACGAGCAUAUAAAAAAUGAAGCAAACGAUGUUGAAUUAGUGAGAUGCUAUUGCAAUCAGCCAGAUUGUGUUUCCCAGUCUUAUCUCUGCAUGGGCCGUGGAUGUUUCACGGAAUUGCCAUCAAGUUUAAAUCCAGCGUCUUUGAGGCCAGAACACAGUCCAUAUAGUGGUUGUCUGGAGAAAAGUCUCAAGGAAAGACAAUGCCCGCCUGGAUAUUUGUGCUGCGAAGAGGAUCUUUGCAAUCACAUUGACAGUCCUGCCGUGAGGAGUAGGCUCAACAAAACUCUUCAAGUGUUAGUUGGUGAUUCGAGGGCCUUUUUGGGACCAAUUCAACCAACGGGCCAAGGAAUACAGAAUACAGACGGCUGGUUCCGAACUGCGACGAUUGCAGUGCCAAUUUGCGGCCUUAUAGUUCUUCUAAUUUUGGCGACCUUAGCGAUUAGGCUGCUUCAACCAUUGCCAAAUCAAAUUGAUAAAUUGGGCCCACAUCGAAUGCCCGAUAACGCUCCACCUCUACUGGGAACACCGAAAGUGCCUUUGGUCUAAAAAAGACCUCUUCGAAAGGAUCCAAAGACUUUUAUUUCUAUCAUUCUAGAAUUGUCUUUUUUAGUAUAAAAAACUUCACUCGUUUAAUUUAAUUUCAUUCGUAAGUUUCUUUAUUUAAAAAUUAAAUUCCAUUUUAUUUCUCGACAAAAACAAUAAACAGAAAAUUCUCUGCUUUAUUUGGUUUUAAUUUUUCAAAUACAGAUUAAUUAUAAUUUUUUAAUUAGAAAAAUGGCUUUAUUUUAAUUAAACAAAAAAAUAUGUAUAUAGAAGAAA